This is a messenger RNA of Melopsittacus undulatus (budgerigar), 4308 nucleotides long. RefSeq names its product PLAG1 like zinc finger 2 (gene PLAGL2). Gene Ontology annotation, molecular function: DNA-binding transcription factor activity, RNA polymerase II-specific; sequence-specific DNA binding. Gene Ontology annotation, biological process: regulation of transcription by RNA polymerase II. The coding region runs from base 385 to 1857 and encodes 490 amino acids. Gene Ontology annotation, cellular component: nucleus. The transcript has 4 exons. The record is from RefSeq and is a predicted model, not a curated record. NCBI's taxonomy places the organism in Eukaryota, Metazoa, Chordata, Aves, Psittaciformes, Psittaculidae.
GCCCGGCGGCACGGCCCCUCUAGCGCGGCGGCCGCCAUCGAGGCGGAAGCGGGACGGCGACGUCACUCCCACAAUGCCCCGCACAAUGGGGCCGCCGGGGCCUGGGCCGGAGCCGCGCCUGGCGGGGCCCGGGGGAACCGGGUAGCUUUGAAGCUGGCACAGAUGGCUGGGCUCUCUCAGAGGGGAAGCAGCAACUACCUGGUGAAGGCAGCAGAGGCUCCUGGAACGUGUGUGCAGCUCUGAAGCAGGAGGUGGAGAUGUUUUGCUAUUAAAGGAGUUUAGUCACAGAGGUGUCCAACAGGAAACUGCACUGGGACAACAGCACAGCAAGACACCCGCAGGCUCGAGUUCUGCUGGACAUGGCCAUGUUCUACUAGACCUGCCAUGACGGCAUUCUUUCCCAGUGUUCCCAACUGGAUUCAAGAUGCAAAGCAGGAGGAGGAAGAGACAGGCUGGAAAUUAGUCCCCAGGCCAAGAGGUGAAGAGACGGAAAGUCAGGGAAAAUGCCAGUGUGAAAUAUCAGAGGCCUCCUUCACGACCGUGGACAAGCUGAGAACUCACAGCGAGCAGAGGCCGUACAACUGCCCGCAGCUGCACUGCGGCAAAGCCUUUGCUUCCAAGUACAAGCUCUAUAGGCACAUGGCCACGCACUCUGCUCAGAAGCCUCACCAGUGCAUGUACUGCGAGAAGAUGUUUCACCGCAAGGAUCACCUCCGGAACCACCUGCAGACCCACUACCCCAACAAGGAGGCUCUUCACUGCCCCGAGUGCGGCAAGAACUACAACACCAAGCUGGGCUUCAGGCGGCACCUGGCCAUGCACGCGGCGGCCAGCGGGGACCUCAGCUGCAAGGUGUGCCUGCAGACCUUCGAGAGCACCCAGGUCCUGCUGGAGCACCUCAAGGCACAUUCAAGGCGAGCUUCUGGUGGAGCCAAGGAGAAGAAGCAUCCCUGUGACCACUGCGACAGGCGCUUCUACACCCGCAAGGACGUGCGGAGACAUCUGGUGGUGCACACGGGGAGGAAGGACUUCUUGUGCCAGUACUGUGCCCAGAGGUUUGGCAGGAAGGAUCAUCUCACCAGGCACAUGAAGAAAAGCCACUCCCAGGAACUGCUGAAGAUUAAGACGGAGCCAGUUGACAUGUUGGGUCUCCUGAGCUGUAGCUCCUCUGUUGCAGUGAAGGAGGAGCUGAGUCCCGUCCUGUGCAUGGCAUCCAGAGACAUGAUAGGUGGUAAGAGCUUCCCGGGCAUGUUGCCCGUGGGCAUGUACAGCACUCAUCUCCAAACCAUGCCGAGCUCAGGGAUGCCCCAUUCUUUGGUUCCUAACUCUCUUCCAAUGGGAGUGAGCUAUCCUCUGGAGUCAUCUUCCCCCAUCUCUUCCCCACCGCAACCUCCUCCAAAGUAUCAGCUUGGAUCUACCUCAUAUUUGCCUGAGAAACUACCCAAAGUAGAGGUGGACAGCUUCUUGUCAGACUUCCCUGGCAGCCUGUCUCUCUCAUCUGGUGAGCCUCAGUCCUCUUCACCUCAGCCACCCCCUCUGGAUGAGGCUUUGCUUUCCAAGAGCCCUGCGAACCUUUCAGAGGCUCUCUGUGCUGCUAACAUGGACUUCUCUCAUCUUCUCAGCUUCCUCCCCCUGAAUCUUCCUCCUUGCAACCCACCUGUGUCCUCAGGGGGAUUGGUCAUGGGCUACUCGCAGGGGGAGACACAGCCACUGCUUACCACUUUGCAACACCAACCUCAAGAAUCUCCUGGAGCUGGGGCCUCGCUGAACUUUGGGCCCCUUCAUUCGCUGCCCCCUGUCUUCACCUCCAGCUUGAGCACAACCACGCUGCCACGGUUCCACCAGGCAUUCCAAUAAGCUGGAAACAGCACUGGAGAACAGAUCUUUCAGUCACCCUUCAGCGGAGAGCCUUAAAAACGCACAACUCUGACUCCCCUUUGGGGUGUGAAAGCUUUGCAAAGCUGUUUCCGACGGGAGGUCUCUGAUCUCUGGAGGGAGCACUUGUAGACUGGAACAGGAGAUACCCCCUGCGAGUCCCAGUCCUGUACAGUGAAAGGAUUUCAGCUCAGAGACUGGAUCUAUUUGAUGUAAUUGUUAAUCUGUGAAUCAGGAGCCACGCUUAGCACUGACCUUCCCCCAGCCCCCGGAGCUGCCUGUGCUGUUCCUCCUGGGGAAGGGACUGUCCCUGAGAAGGAGCUGAGACUCUUUCAUCAUGGGCUAAACGUCUGAAGAGUCCAGCUUCCAUUUCAUGUUCCCACACUGCAAGUCUGGCCCAAGAGCCAGCACCUCCACAUGGAGGAGGAGGAGAAGUCAGGAUACCCACCCUUGUAUGAAGCCAUGGGGAAGAGGCCGACCUUCCCCACUACCUCUCACCCAUCACCUAACAGCUUACUCCACCCAACGCCGCUUACUCCACAUCAGUGUUAAGGAACGAGACCGUUUACACGGUGACUUCAGAGCCGUCACCUCAUUCUCCUCCGCGGAGCCCUUAGGUUAAACUUAGCACAGCGCCAUUGUUUACACAACUCGGAUCUCUUCCUGCCAUUACAGACAUAGGAGGCACCAGAACCCACCAGGAUUAUCCCUGGUGGAACUAGAACACUGUUUACACGACGAAGUCAGGUUGCACUGAUUUCUCUUCACUGCUCAUGUUCUUCCCCCAUGGGGAAACCCUCUGCUUCUGGACCACUGCAGCCCCUGCACCGCCGCUUCCCCCGUGUCCUUCUGGCUGUCCACAUCUCGAGGGGAUGGAGCAGCGCUCGCAGCUGAGCUUGUUCACGUGGGGUGUGGGUAGAGCCCUUGAAACCUCUCCCACAGGCAGACAGAUGGUGCAUCUGGCCUGGAAACCAAAGCUGGGCUGGGGAAGGCUGGGUUGGGGCAUUGGGUACUGUCAGUGAGAAGAGGCUGCAGGGCAAGAGGAGGAGUUUCUACGUGGGCUUUUUACCACAGCAGUUCAGUGAGGUCAGAACCCUUUUGGCUUAUCCAUGAAGCAGCCUCGAGGUGUGAUUUACCUCAGUCCCAGGGUGAUAACGUCCAGGAAUCAGGAGGAAAAACUGGUCCCAACUUCACAUACGCUCUGUCAGUGUAUUGAAGCAUCCUCCCCAACACUAACCCUCUAACAAAGGCUGAGGGUUUGGGCUGCACUCAGCCACCCUCUCACAUAGGAUUUGUUUCCAUCAGCCAUUUUGUUCUCUCCCUCCCCAGCCUUGCCUCCUGAAGUUAAAGCCCUGCUCCCUGCCCCUCCUCAUACCUUCCUCCACAUCCUUCCUACUGCCAAGAGUUACACUGGGAAGUGCCAGCCCCACUGCUGGUGCCAUUCAGCAUCUGCAUCAUCUCAUUUCCCUGGGCACCAUUCCUGCAGAUGGUAACACACAGAGGUCGAUCCCACCAUGUAUUAGUGCAGAUCUUCACACCUCGGCGUGGAGGAACCAUUGUAGGCCAACAUAAACCAGGAAAUUGGUCAAUAUUGUUCUCUAUAAAUGUAGAAAACACAAAAUCUACCUCUACUGUGUCUCGCAGCUCCUCAGGUGAAGCUGAUGCUGCCCUCCCCAGAGAACACCCCUUCUCCCUGCCACGGAGCCCUCAGUGGGACGUUGGCCAUGCCUCGACUGCCCCUUGGCUUCUCCCCUUCUGCUCCACAAUGUUCUUUUGAAUUUAGCUUAGUGAUGCUUCCCAGAAUGACUGUUUAGUGACCCACUGCUCUCCGAGCAUCCCGCAGGUGUGUUAGGUUAGCCAGCAAUGCUGCAAAUACUACUUUUGUAUCAAAAUGUAAUAUAAGAUUUAUUUACCUCAGCAAUAUCCUGUGGCAAUGAUCCCCCGAGUUCAAUGCAGUACUUCCUUCUCUCCACUGGAAAACGUUGCCUUUGAAGUUCAACGAGUGCCUUCUUGUUCUCUAACAGAAAAGGUAAAUGGGGCAUUUCAGCCAGUCUUCUGUUUACCACCACUGAAUACCUCAGGCCUGUCUCCUGUUGCUUUUCCCUUUGCGAAGUGAAGAGUCCCACGCUGUUCCCAGGUAUAUGCAAACCUUCUCCCUGCCUCCAGGUGAGAGGAUGAGGAGUAGUUUUCUUUUGUAAAGUAAUAAAUGGUGAGAACUGAUCCUUCCUGCAAGGGAGGAGUCCCAGAUUUAUGCAGUGCCACCACACACCUUCCCCUAUUCCAGAACAUCCAGCUCGCUUGCUUGGUGCCUGCAUUGUACCCUGACUGAUGUCAGCACUGGAAUUCCUUUAGCAGAGGUAGCUGAAUUAGAGCCAGGCAGCUUUUUCCUACCAGUAGUCUGUCAAAGAAUAAAUGGAUUUCAUUUUGCUAUUA